CUCGACCCUGACGAAGCCGGCUAGUAUUCGACUCGCCCAACCCAUUUUCCCCAUUUCUUUACCCUGAUUGAGUGCCUUUGCGCGUAAAUCCACAACCAUGAAGCUCGUCCGGUUUCUGAUGAAGUGCGCCAACGAGACGGUGACGAUUGAACUGAAGAAUGGCACCAUCCUUCACGGCACCAUCACCUCCGUCUCCCCCCAGAUGAACACCUCCCUCCGCACGGUCAAAAUGACCCCCAAAGGCCGCGACCCUAUUUCCCUCGAUACCAUCAACAUCCGUGGCUCGACGAUCCGCUACUACAUCCUGCCCGAUAGUCUGCCCCUCGACACGCUGCUGAUCGACGACACGCCCAAGCCCAAGAACAAGGCGCGCAAGGAAGCCGACCGCGGAGGCCGUGGUGGUCGUGGUGGUCCUCGUGGUAGAGGGCGCGGUCGUGGCCGUGGUCGUGGUCGUGGAUUCUAAGCUGGAUGGGAUCGGUAUUAGACAUUGCGAUUUCAUUUUUUACUACUACAACUACUUGAGGAUCGGAGUUUUUUCUUGUUUCUUUUUGUGACUCUUUUUUAUCUCUUGUCUAUCCUAUGGCUGGGUGAUUGAUUUUGCGCUGAAUGGGUUUCGACAUGAUACUGGUCUGGUUCUGGGUGUGAGGUGGAAAAGCUGGACCAGGAAAAUGGGUAAGAAAAAGCGGCGGUGAUUUACGAGGUCUCCUGGGUUGGGUUGGGUUGCGCGGUGGAUUUUCGGGUCUAAUUUCAUUUAUUAGACUCGAGAUGAAACUGCAAGGCAGGUCGG
Molecule: messenger RNA, 787 nt
Organism: Aspergillus piperis CBS 112811
Lineage: Eukaryota; Fungi; Ascomycota; Eurotiomycetes; Eurotiales; Aspergillaceae
Product: mRNA splicing protein SMD1
Exons: 3
Coding region: 98-463 (121 amino acids)
Biological process (GO): RNA processing; spliceosomal snRNP assembly
Cellular component (GO): SMN-Sm protein complex; commitment complex; spliceosomal tri-snRNP complex
Molecular function (GO): RNA binding
Source: RefSeq, a predicted model, not a curated record